AUGUUUAGCCGCAUCGCCGGUUUUGCUCGGCAGGCCGUCGUUGCCGGCGGGCGUAGGCGGCUGGUGCUGGCAGUUGUCGCGCCGACUGCUGCGGCUGCUCUCACUUCUGCCCCUACUGUGUGUGAGCCCGCGCACCUGAAGCGGUCCCGAACUUUUUUCGAGGGUCCCAAGGUGCUCUUCACGCCGGAGCAGCAGGAGGAGAUUGCCGAGGAGAUAGGCGAGACCGUUGUUGUUGCGGCAAUGCCAACUGCAAUAAAAGACGCGCUCAUCGAGCAAAUCGUCGCGGCUGCGGCAAUAGUGCUCAGCGAGCUUGACGUCGAGACGAGGGAGUCCCUCAAGAGUGGAGCCGUCUCGUCCGCGCUGAACAGCCGCCUCACUCAGCAGGUUUUCCAAAUGCUGAACUUCCCUCUCCUGAGCCGUGAGGCCAAGUUCAACGUCACUACCACGGUGAUGAACUUGGUGACGGCGCGGGAAGUUGAGGAUAUUACGAUCACCUCUGCUGCGAUCCAGCUCCUCGCCCCGCGGUUCGAGCGUGCGAUCCGCGAGUUUUGCGUCGCUGCCUCGAUUGAGCCGGGGGCGCCGCUGGACGAGGCGGCCUCGCGCGACCUCCUGCUGGCGAGCCUCAAGGCGGUUGUGCCACAGUUCGAACGCUUGCUUCCGAUCGACCUUGUGCACCAGCUCAUCGGAGCCGACGCGGCAGACCUGGACGCCGUCAAGGAGCUCGUCGUCAAGCAGCUAAUCAGGGAAACGGCACUUCCGGACACGAUCCCGUCGGAGGCACGGGAGGCGGCCCUGCAUGAGGCGGUCGGGAUUCUCUGCGAGUGCGUCUUCGCCAACAACGCAGUCGACGACCUCAAGGACCAGAAGAGCUCCAUGGCGCGCAUCCACAAGCGCAAGCAGGCCGACCUCGCGCACCGCCUGAGCAACUUGGCGGACCACAAGCAGCAAACUCGCGUCCGCGUGUCGCGUGUCAAGUUCAUGGAGCGCGAGGCCAAGAAGCAAGAACUGCCCGACUCGAGCUGGAAUCCGUUCGGCCACAAGUCCACGGCGUAG
Messenger RNA from Emiliania huxleyi CCMP1516, 1053 nucleotides. RefSeq lists its product as hypothetical. The record is from RefSeq and is a predicted model, not a curated record. The coding region runs from base 1 to 1053 and encodes 350 amino acids. The transcript has 3 exons. NCBI's taxonomy places the organism in Eukaryota, Haptophyta, Isochrysidales, Noelaerhabdaceae.